This is a messenger RNA of Centruroides sculpturatus (bark scorpion), 1544 nucleotides long. RefSeq lists its product as uncharacterized. The transcript has 6 exons. Lineage: Eukaryota; Metazoa; Arthropoda; Arachnida; Scorpiones; Buthidae. The record is from RefSeq and is a predicted model, not a curated record. Bases 45 to 953 code for a protein of 302 amino acids.
UGUGUUGAACGGUGACGGGCAUCACCAGGAUAGCAGAUUCAAAAAUGUGGGCAUACUUCGUGGCAUGUGCUAUUUUCAUACAAUGUGCUUCCUGCUUACGUCUCGUUCGGUUGGAUGUACCUCAUGCUAUUUUGAAUGGUGAUUCGAUUUGGUUAAACUGCUCAUUUGAUUUGGAAGCAGAUGAAUUAUAUUCAGUCAAGUGGUAUAAAAACAAUGUUGAAUUUUAUCGAUAUCUACCGAGUGACCAACCUCCCGCUCAAAAGUAUGAUUUAUUAGGAGUGUAUUUAGACGUACGUGCUUCCUGCUUACGUCUCGUUCGGUUGGAUGUACCUCAUGCUAUUUUGAAUGGUGAUUCGAUUUGGUUAAACUGCUCAUUUGAUUUGGAAGCAGAUGAAUUAUAUUCAGUCAAGUGGUAUAAAAACAAUGUUGAAUUUUAUCGAUAUCUACCGAGUGACCAACCUCCCGCUCAAAAGUAUGAUUUAUUAGGAGUGUAUUUAGACGUACAUAAUUAUUUAUUAUUUAAAGCACCCGGAUACGGCAGGAAAGGCCCUACAAUUAAUGGCGUGAAAGGGAGAUACCAUAUCGGUGACGUGAUCGAAUUAAAUUGCACUUCAAUAAUGCAUCCCAAACCGCAGUUGCAAUGGAUCAUAAACAAUAAAGUGGCAUCCCCAGAACACGUUAUAAUAUACAAAGUGGAGGAAUCGAACAAGUCGUUGUUAGGUCUACGGUUCCAAAUUUUUCAGCACCAUUUUGUGGAGGACCAAUUACGUAUCAAUUGUACUGCUAAAUUAUCUGUAGUUAAAACUUCGAAAACAGAGCAAAAUAUAUCAGGAAGCAGUCAGUAUACGUCGGGUUUGCAAAUGUCUGACAGCAGAGGAGUAUACAAUAAUGGAACAAGAAGUCAACAUAUCCUGACAUUAAUUUUAAUGUUAUUGCGACUUUUGAGAUUAUAGUAAAAAUGAACAUUUUUGAAAGAAGAAAAUAAGAAUAAAAAAAAGAAAACAGAAGAAAAAUUUAAAAUAAAAAAUAAAGUGAUCGACUUAUAGUAAAAACAAGAAAUUGACUUAACGUAGUUGUGAUCAUAAGACGUCUUCACGUGAGAAAUUUGCUCACUAUCAUCAUUAUUAAAUGUUUAUCAUCUCUAUGCAGAUCGGAAUUUUCUGUUAUAAUCAUUUUCAAGUCAAGGUGUUCAUCUCGUGUUAAUUUCAAUGUGAGAAGACGAGGGACCGGCAUCAUUAUUUACAAUUUUAUCAUCUAUUUUAUAAUAUAUAACAAAAAAAAAUCAACCACCAAAAUAUAAAAAAAAAAAAAUCUUUGAUGUUCGACGUAUUGGCAGUGUGUGAUGGAAAAUAUGGAGAAGUAUCAUCCGUGUACAUUUAUAAUAAUAAUCACGAACUUUGUACAGAAUUUUGUUUUGUGAUUGUACACAGACAAUCUUCUAUGUAAUAUAAAAUCAUUCAUUUGUAUUUAGUUUGAUUUCUUCCCUCCCCCACUUAAACACACAAAUUGUAUUUAAACUGCGAAUAACAUAGCACCGAAAUGAG